AUGACCUCAACGCCGUUAUCCGGCCUGACGACGCCGGUCGGCGGUGUCGCCACGCCGGGGGUCUUCACGCUCACGUCGUCGGACAUGGCCGGUCUCCACCUCUCGGACAGCUUUGACGAGGAUGCGCUUCGCCGCGAGCGCGAGAAGUACCGGGAGCGCCCGGUCCCGACGAUGAAGCAGGCUGACCUGAUCAAGAAGGUCAAGGAGGAUGAGGCGAGCGGAAAGAAGAGCUUCAGUUUGAUCGUCGUUGGUCACGUCGAUGCCGGCAAAUCAACGCUGAUGGGACGGCUUCUGUACGAGAUUGGCAACGUGACGGAGAAGCAGAAGACGCAGAACGAGCGCGGCGCACAGCGUGCCGGCAAGUCCUCCUUCGCAUUCGCGUGGGGUCUCGACGCGCUGGGAGACGAGCGUGACCGCGGUGUCACGAUUGACAUUGCGACGACGCACUUCGAGACGCCGCACCGCAACAUCACGCUCCUUGAUGCGCCGGGACACCGCGACUUCAUCCCCGCCAUGAUCUCUGGAGCCGCGCAGGCCGACGUCGCUCUUAUGGUCAUUGACGGCUCCCCAGGGGAGUUUGAGGCCGGCUUCCAGCGCGGCGGUCAGACGCGUGAGCACGCGUGGCUCGUGCGUUCGCUCGGUGUGAAGGAGAUCAUCGUGGCCGUGAACAAGAUGGACGUCGUCGACUGGUCGCAGGACCGGUACGACGACAUUGUUGACGAUAUGAAGCCCUUCCUUGCCAGCGCCGGCUUCCACCACAGCAAGACGACGUUCCUUCCCCUCGCUGCCAUGGAGGGCGUGAAUGUGCUCGAGCGUGACCUGCCCACCGAGGCGCAGUGGUACAAGGGCCCGACGCUCGUCGACGCGCUCGACAAGGCGGACGUCCCCGAGCGUCCCUACGAUGCCCCGCUCAGGAUACCUCUUUCGAACGUUUUCAAGGGCCAGACGGCGAUCGCGUCGGGUGUUGCAGUCCAGGGUCGUCUGUGUUCCGGCCUCGUGCAGGUCGGUGACAACGUCAGGGCUGUUCCGGGCGACGUCGUCGCGACAGUGCGCACAAUCGAAGCAGACGAGGACACGGCACCGUACGCCGUCGCGGGCCAGAACGUGACGCUUUACCUCUCGGGCUGUGACGCGAACCAGCUCGCGAUCGGCUCCGUCCUCUGCCCCAUCAACUACCCCUGUCCGUUGGUGCGCCGCUUCACUGCCCAGAUCCUUGUCUUCGACAUCACGGCGCCGAUCAUCACCGGAACCGCCGUUGAGCUCUUCCACCACUCCGUCAAUGUCCCCGCGACCAUCAGCAAGCUCAUCAGUAUCUCUGAGAAGGGCCAGGUGGUCAAGACCAACCCCCGUGUGCUGCAGAAGGGCACGACAGCCACGGUCGAGCUCACGGUGCGCUCGCCGACGGGUUCCACCCGGCCGCCCCUCAUCCCGCUCGAGACGGCAAAGGAGAACAAGGAGAUGGGCCGCGUCCUCCUCCGUCGCGGAGGCGAGACCAUUGCGGCGGGCAUGGUGAUGGAGCUGCUCUAG
Trichosporon asahii var. asahii CBS 2479 is the source of this 1527-nucleotide messenger RNA. Its product is annotated as elongation factor 1 alpha-like protein. Gene Ontology annotation, molecular function: GTPase activity; GTP binding. The transcript has 2 exons. Gene Ontology annotation, biological process: translation. NCBI's taxonomy places the organism in Eukaryota, Fungi, Basidiomycota, Tremellomycetes, Trichosporonales, Trichosporonaceae. Bases 1 to 1527 code for a protein of 508 amino acids. The record is from RefSeq and is a predicted model, not a curated record.